AUGGAGGAGUCAAACAAAACCUACGCGCCCAUGCGCACGGAAAAGGACUCCAAGUCCAACUCGCCGCUCACGCGGACCUCGUCUCAGCCCGGUGGCAGCCCGCCCCUGUCCGGCCCACUCGCUGGCGAGACGAGUGAGUUCGAGGAACGCCGCACCGACCUCGAGAAGCAGAAGACGGCUCAGGGCAGCGCCCACUUCAACCGUCUCGGCUGGAAGCGCCUCACAAUCGUCCUCAUCGUCGAGGCUAUUGCGCUCGGCAGUCUGAGUCUACCCGCCGCAUUUGCCACCCUCGGCAUGGUCGCCGGUGUCAUCUGCUCCAUCGGUCUCGGUCUUGUCGCCAUCUACACUAGCGACAUUGUCGGCCAGGUCAAGAUCAAGUUCCCCGAGGUCGCCCAUUAUGCCGACGCUGGUCGCCUGCUCAUGGGCCGUUUUGGUUACGAGCUCGUCGGUAUCAUGUUUGUGCUGCAGCUGACCUUUCUCGUCGGCUCGCACUGCCUGACGGGAACCAUCGCCUUCGGAAACAUUACCAACAACGGCGCGUGUUCCGUCGUCUUCGGUGUCGUCUCGGCCAUCAUCCUGCUCCUCGUUGCCAUCCCGCCCUCCUUUGCCGAGGUGGCGAUCCUGGGCUACAUUGACUUCGUCUCUAUCCUGGCCGCCAUCGGCAUCACCAUCAUCGCGACGGGCAUCCACGCCGGCAAGAUUGGCUUCGAGAACGUCAACUGGUCUGCCUGGCCCAAGGAGAACGUCACCUUUGCCGAGGCCUUUAUCGCCAUCACCAACAUCGUCUUCGCUUACAGCUUCUCCAUGUGCCAGUUCUCCUUCAUGGACGAAAUGCACACGCCGCGCGACUACGUCAAGUCCAUCUGGGCCCUGGGCAUCAUUGAGAUUGCCAUCUACACCCUCACCGGCGCCCUCGUCUACGCCUUUGUCGGCGUCGACGUCAAGUCGCCCUCGCUGCUCUCGGCCGGCGAGACGGUUUCCAAGAUUGCCUUUGGCGUCGGCCUUCCCGUCAUCUUCAUCUCGGGAUCCAUCAACACCACCGUCGUCGGCCGCUACAUCCACGGACGAAUGUACCGCGACUCGAUCACGCGCUUCAUCAACACGACUAAGGGCUGGGUUACGUGGCUGGCCGUCAUCACCGCCAUCACCAUCGCCGCCUUCAUCAUCGCCGAGGUCAUCCCCUUCUUCUCCGACCUGCUGUCCAUCUCCUCGUCGCUCUUCGUUUCGGGCUUCACCUUUUACCUGCCGGCCAUGAUGUGGUUCAAGCUGCUGAAGAAGGGCUCGUGGCACUCGCGCGAGAACAUUGUCAAGAGCAUUGCCAACGGCACCUGCUUCGUCAUUGGCAUCGUCGUGCUGGUCUGCGGAACGUACGCCAGCGUCGACGACAUUAUCCUGCAGUUCAAGAACGGGACCACCAAGGGCGUCUUCUCAUGCGCGCCUGUGGGUUAG
Purpureocillium lilacinum is the source of this 1449-nucleotide messenger RNA. RefSeq lists its product as uncharacterized. Gene Ontology annotation, biological process: amino acid transmembrane transport. Gene Ontology annotation, molecular function: L-amino acid transmembrane transporter activity. The record is from RefSeq and is a predicted model, not a curated record. Lineage: Eukaryota; Fungi; Ascomycota; Sordariomycetes; Hypocreales; Ophiocordycipitaceae.